AUGCCGGACUUGGCAAAUAUGUUCCAAGCUCUUACCACAACUUUGGUUAAGAACCUUAUUCGGGAGAUGACAUGCAAAGUUGCACGAGAUAUCAUUAUAAGCAAAUACAAUGAGUUUCUGUAUUCUCUUCCUCUUCGUCAACCAAUCGGAUUUGACUUCUUCGUUGAUUAUGCACUACAACAACCAAAAUAUACAAACAAUCUCAUUGAAUUCACGGCUGGAAGCAAAGUCGGAUAUGGCAAUCUUUCAUGUGAGGAACACACAAACGCGAUCGAAAACUUCGCGGAACAAGGACUGAAGCCAAAGAUGGCAGUUGUAUGGAUGGGAGAAAGUCUCUCAUCGUGUGUUUUUAAAAGCGUGCAUGAAUCACAGAUGAUCCAGAUCCCUAUCAACAAGAAUAGUCUCCCGGAUUACAAGGAUUACCUUAAAAUCAAUUGUGGAGCGCUUGCGAUGUGCAUUGGGAACUGGUUCCAAAGUUUCGUCAGCAAGUACAAGAAGAACGAAUACGCCGAAUUAAUUAUUCGCACCUACGAGGCACCAAUACUGAAACUAAUGAAAGGUUACAUUAAAGUCAAUGCCAAGAUUGCUAUGGAUGUGUACAUAUAUCCAAUCGAGAAGAAUCCCAAGAAGCUUGCCACAUUGGUACUUGAUGCAAACGCAAAAGUUAUUCCACAAAAUACUGGCGAUCGAUUGAUUGGGAAGGUU
This is a messenger RNA of Strongylus vulgaris, 705 nucleotides long. The record is from the annotation of a GenBank genome assembly. NCBI's taxonomy places the organism in Eukaryota, Metazoa, Nematoda, Chromadorea, Rhabditida, Strongylidae.